GCGCGUGUCGCGGUGCGCCGAGUUAAUCUUUGCCGUAUCAGUGACCGUCAGUUCUCCAAUCGAGAAGGUAGUGGGCAAAACGUCGCGGGGUUUUAAUACACGUACACACACAAGGAACGCACACCGCGGUGUGUGCGUGUGUGUGCACGCUGACGGUUUUUUAACAUAUACAAAUAUAUAUCUAUAUACGUAUAGAUGGACAUAUAUAAAUAUAUAUAAAAAUACAUGCAUGUGCGUAAAUGUAUAUUUAUUUUUUUUUCUCUCGUGUUAAAUUUCGACGGACAGUCGGGCGUUGUGCGACCGUUUAGGGGCGAGUGUGUAGGGCGACCGGGGGGGGAGGGGGAGGACGAAGAGGAGCAGUAAGUAGAGCCCCGUCGUUGUGCGCUCCGUUUAACGGUUGUGUAUCGCGUGUGCCACACAUGCCACAAUCUGUAUUUUUUCUUCUCAAACAUACACACUCACGCACUCUCUUUUUCGUUCGUUCACUUUUUCGCUCUCUCAUCAUCCACGUUUGUAUGGAUUUUACGUACGUAUAUGUAUAUCCGCGUGUUUUUUAAAAUUAUAAUCACCAACGGAGAACCCAAUACGCGGGUCACUUGAAAAUUCCCAGAAACGGGGAAAAUUUCACCUACAUUUUUGUUCCUUUUGGCCCUCAUUUCGUCCAAUGUUCCGAAAAGAUUUCGUUGCCAAGUAAUCUGGCAGUUUCGCGAGGAGAUUAAAGUGGAUCGCGGAGUGCGUUGCGGGUGAAAAAAAUAAAAAAAAAGAAAACCGAGCGAGAAAAAAGCCGCCGCGUGUGCAUGCGUCUUGUAGUGAGGAAGCGCGCGUUCGGAAGUGGGAGAAAAGGGGUCGUCGUCGUGUGCGUGCUCGUAUGCAAUAAGGAAAAAGAGCGUGCCGUUUGUUGCGGCACGCGCGAUCCAUCACAGUCGUGUGCUGCGCGUAUUAACAGUGACGAUGAUUUUUAUUUCGUCGAUUCGAAAUUGUACUUGUUGAAGGAAGCAAAGUCGAAGAAAAUAGUAAAAGAAUAGACAUUUUUCUAUAUUUCCUUUUGGGUUUCUAUGCUACCGCGCUACCAGGGUUCGAUUAUAUCGCGUUGAACGCGCGCGAGAACGUUUUUAUCGUUGCGAUACGGGAAAGCGCAGCUCGUGCGUUUUACAGCGCGAACUCGCGCGUGUCGCUCCGUGUGUGCAAGUGCGCGCCACCUCGCGUGUGUUACUCUCUUUUUAUUCUAUUUUCUCUCUCCCUCUCGUUCUUUCGAUCUUUUACCCGCUCCCCAGCCAAUUUUUUCUUCAAUUUCGCGUAUUAUCGUUCAUGCCAACCGAGUUUUUUCGCGCUAUACUGUCCGAUCGUGUUUCCCGUGCUUAGUGCGUUCUUCAGACUCUGACAUCAUGGCGAAUCCACGAAAAUUCAGUGAAAAAAUCGCUCUCCUCAACCAGAAACAGGCUGAAGAGACCGCUGCUUUCGAAGCCAUUAUGCGCGAGGUUUCCGAUGUCACAAGCCGAGUGGCAUCGGCGAGCAGCUCGGUCGGGGCUAGCCCGACGGGAACCGGAGUGCCGGAGGCUCCGCUGUCGGUCAAGAGUGCGGGUGCGAGUCCACCACAGUCGAGCGACAAGCAUCUUCACAUUAAUCUGGGAAAUCAGUACAAAGGUGGAGGUUCCUUGCCGAACGUAAACAACAACGCAAACAGCCGGGAGGACGCGAAAGAUCCGUCCUGCGUUUCGUCAAACACGGUCGCAAUCCACUCUAUCGAUCUUAAGACGGCUCUGAGUACGCUCGAAGAGAUGCAGCACAAUCCGAUGAUGUACAGAAGCAACGAGAGAGGCCGGAACAUGGGAGUCGGACCGAUGCGACCGAGACCCAUGGAAAAGAGACACGACACGUCCCCGUACAGCGGAGCGCCUUAUCUUUCCCCACCGUUGCCCGAUACGUGGCGAAGAACCAACUCCGAUUCGGCGUUACAUCAGAGCGCGAACGAGGCCUGUCAAGCGGCCAAUGCCAUGCCUCACCGACGAGGUAGCGACGCAUAUCAACACGCGAUGGGCAACACGGUCGGUGAGAAUCGCGAUGGUCAUCACGGUUUCAUCGAACGACCGAGAUCUUCCUGCGAAAUGCCCAGAGUACCUGGAAUCUAUAUACAUCCGAGCUCGCAAUCACCGGAGCAACAGAUACCGAUAGGCAACAAUACUGGUUCAUUACCGGAUCUGAGCAACGUCCAUUUUCCAACGCCUCUACACGGGGCACUCGACCACGAGGAUCACUCGAGCAGUACGCAGUACAGCAACAGUCCUCAAACGAGCAGUCCUACGACCUUGUCGCCGACCAGCUUAGCUCAAGCUGGAAGGCUUUCCUUUUCACAGGAUCACAGCCCACCGAGUGCCCAACAGGGCGUGGCGCUGGACAACAGCACAAGUACUUCCCAACAGGAGUUGCAAUCGUACGCUCAACAGCAACAGCAACAACAACAGCAACAACAACAGGGCCAAGUUCAACAACACCAACAGCAACCGCCAACAUGCCACAGUCCUGCUCACUACAUUUAUCAGCAACCGCACAGCCCUGUGCCGCCACAAAGUCCGAAAGCGACGCAGUCUCACCAUCAACAUCAGCAACAACAGCAACAACAACAACAACAGCUCAAUUCCUUAGCAUCUUAUAGAACGUCGCAACAAGUUCACAGGCCCUCGCCUCAAUCUUCACCGAGUCUCACUGUUCAAGGAAGUCCGUUGAGUUACAGCAAUAAUCCAUCGGCUCCGUCGAGUCCAACGGGACACUCAGUACAGCCGAAUCUCACCUCUGAAACAAUAGAUCAAAACAGUUAUUACAUAAAUCAAGCACAGGCGACCGCGCUGCAACAAACCUUCGAACAAUUCAACAUGGGAGUGAAAUCGGGAUGGGCACAAGUGAUACAACAGCUUAUGGAAUCCGGUUGGGCGACUCAGGCAGAGAUCGACUCGACCGUGGAUCCAAAUUCUAUGAAUGCCUACAUCGGAUCACCGAAUCAUACGACCAAUUAUGCGACGAACGACAUGAUCAACGUUGGCGGUGACCUUGGGAGCAGCGACGCUGGUUACUUCAGCACGAGCCCGCAAAUGGCGUAUCAGCCAAGAACACCGACGACUACGCAACAAUUGACUCCGCAAACACCAAAUACGCCUACAAUCAUACUCACCGAUUUUUCGGGCACGGAUGAUUUGACGAGUUCCGAAUUCGUCAAGGAUCUCGGACCGUCGAUGACCGGCGAUUUCGAUCCAGAUUUGUUCACGUCGGACGACGCGCUCAGACAAGGCCUCGGACCAAUCGAUUUGGACGGCUUGCAAAUGCUCACCGAUCCUGACAUGGUCAUAUCCGAUGCAAAUGCGGAGGAUCACUUUAGGUUAGAUCGCCUCUAAGCGACCAAUUUCCCAAAGCGGAGUGAGAGAAAACGCACUUCGAGAGGGGAGAGAAAUAAAAUCGGGCGAAUGAAUGAUGAAACAAAAAUAGAGAUUUUAUUUAAAUUCAAAAGCGAAUCCAAACGCUUCGGAGUUAUUGUUUUAGAUCUGAAUGAAAUACGAUUCGAAACAAGUGGCCAUUCGUUGAUGAACGUGCGACGAUUUUCAUUCGAAGUAACUCGAAAUAAACGUGCUUUUCGAGGACGAGAGUGACACUGACGACAGAAAAAAUUCACCAUUUUUUCUUGAUACUAUAAACGACUGAGAGGGCGCGUUAUUUCGAGUUCAAAUCGAGUCUAUUCGUCGACGACCACGACGAUUUAAUUAAGGGGACAAGGGAAACAUGGUUCUCGGUCGUUUUUGCGCUUCCAACGUGGCAACCCUCAAAUUAAUAACGAAUCAAUUGAAAAAAGAAAAAAACAACAAAAGAAUUUUCAAUUUCAAUUACACAACAAGUAACGAAAAAUUGUAACAACUUCUCAGUUGGAAAUGCAUUUGCGAGCCAAUGAACUCAAAACCCGUUCGUGAUAAAAUUGUUGAUUCAACUUUAUAUUAUUCAAUACAAAUGUUUAUCGACCUGUUUUUAUCUUUAUUUUAUACUACUUUGUACAUUGUAUCGUGUAUGAUCUCUGAAAAACAAAAAGCACAAAAUAAUACGGAAUAAUAGAAGGAAAAUGAGAAGAAAAAAAAGAAAACACGAGAGAAAUAGAAGAUUUAUUAGAGGAAAUGAAACGUCAACUGAUUUUUACAUACUUUCAUCGUGUUGCGCGUUAUUUUAGUAAACAUUUUCGCGAGCGUGGGCGUGUGAGUGCGUGUGUGCGUGUGUGUAUUUGUGUUCGAUCUCGAUAUUUCGGGUGCAUAAUCACUCUUAAUAGAAGACGGGCUCGUCCAACAACUUUUUUUUUUUAAUGCUUGUAGUACGCAUAAAUACACACACGAAUAGUACAUGUAAUUUUUCAUAUCAAAGCUAAAAGCAUCCAACUCUAUUUUCAUUUUUUUGCCUUGUGGGAAUAGUGACUAAUCCAAAGGAUUCAAAACCGUUGAAAAGUGCAAUUUUUAUCGCCAAUCAUGGAGCAAAACGAUGGUCAAUUUCUCCAUCAACUUCCAAAUCUUAUCCAACCGUUAUCAUUGAAUUAUCCAAAUUUUCUGAAUGAUCGAUAAUCACGGUUCGCUGCAGGCACGAAUUUCCCUUGAUUUUAGAGCAAUUUUCAUUGUAAUUUUACAAUAUGUCAAUUGAAAAUGAUGAAUGCCAUUUUUUAACGCUAUUUUAAACGAACUAUACGUUGAUUACGUAUUUAAAAAAAAAAUUAAGUCCAAAUUAAAUAAUCAGUGAUAAUUCUUCAUCAAAAUGACUGAAAUUCAUUUGUAAACGAAAUUGUCGCAUAUUUUGCUCUAUGCUUGUGGCGUAAUAAUGAUUGACGAUGUAAAAUACAUCAUGACAGAGUAUAUAAGAAAUGUUGAGAGAUGAUAGAAUUUUUUGUUCACCGUUGUGACGAAUUUACGUUGAUAUUUCAAACUUUAUGGAACGCGUUAAUGUGCCCUGAGCUUCGACAACCGUUUGAUUAUAUUUUUCCAACGCGCAGAGAAUUGUUCAGCGUUUUACUGUCUUUAUCUAAAUGAUCAAUUAGGCCAAAUCGCUGUGUUAGAUAAUUCGCAUUUUUAUUUCGUCUGAGUUUGAACGGAAUAAAAUGUGGUCAAGGCGAAGAGAGAUUUUCGUUUGGUGUGAAACGAUGAAAAGAAACACACAGGCCGUCAGUGAAAUCGACCGAGAAAAUUGUGUAAGCUAGAAAAAGGUAAAUGUGAACGGUACGUAGAUGCUCGCGUGUACCCUCCGCCGCGAUUGUCAAUUGUUUUUUGAAAGUAAUACGUUGUACUUUGUAUACAUUGAAUAGUUGUUAAUUCGACGAUCGAAGUUAGAGCUAAAAAAUGUGUGUAUCGUGUAUGAAGAAUUUAAACAAAGUUGUAUGCAUGUGAAUGGACAGAAAUGGGUCUCGACAAAGACGAAAUUUACGGUGAAGAGAGCAGCCAGAGAAAACUAAAGAAAAGCGUGGAAAAAAAAACAUUUGUAUCUGUAUACGAUCUUUAAAUCGUCAUGCCAUUUAAAUUUAUGUCUCUGUAAACGUUUAAGAAUUUCCCUAAUCAGUGUAAGCCAAACGUUUAAACGGGUUAUAGCCCGUCGCCCGUGUCAGGGGAAACGUCACUCUGGAGCCGCGAAGGAAUUCUCAAACAUUCUGCAAAACAUUGAUGGAAAAGAAUUUUCAAUUGGAGGAAAAAUGAAUUUUGAUGAUUUAUUUAGUGAUAAAACACUCGUCAGUUUCUCAACGAACGAAACAUAAUUCGAUUAUUUGAAUUGGAGAAUUUUAGAAAUGUUUUAUUACCGUUCGAGGUUUUUCAUUGAAAUAUUUCGACGGAGAAAAAUGAAAGAGAAAACCUUCGUUGCUCGGUGCGCGAAGCCCUGCCGGAGAUCGUUUAUUUCCCUAAACAUUCAAACGACUUGUACGCCGAAGAAUAAAAUCCGCAACGAGUCUUCUCAUGCGAAAAAGAGGCUGAAAGAUAAAAUUCGUUGUGGAAACGCACACACAAACACGAGACAAAGUUUUUCUUCGUCGCUCCCCUGCGAAUCGCCUACGAACUACGACAUGUGUAUAUUAUUCGAUUGUACAUAUAUACGUGCUAGAAUUUUUUUUUAGAGUACUCCACACUCGUUAAUGUCCAAAUGUUUCCUUCUCUUUUAUCUCCUGUUUUUUCAUUCCUCGACAUAUCUCGUAAUUUGAAAAUAUUCUUCAUAAUAAGUGUGAGAGAAAAGAAUAUAAAGAAAAAAAAAAAAUGUCAGUAAUCGUUCUUAAAUAAAGUAAAACGUAAGAUACGUUUGAUGUUUCGAAGAUUUUUAGAUAUUGAAAAUAAUGACAAAAGAAAAAGAAAAAAAAACCAAACUCAAAUCGCUUAAUGAAUAAAUUACAAUGAUAAAAUCGUUUAUCGUGUAACUGUCGAAUUUUUUGAAGGUGCCAAAGCACCCGAAUGUGUCUCGAAUCAGCAAAAGUCAAUUAAUUCCAUUGCUCGUUUUCCUUGUCACUGUUCCCACCUUCUUUCUCCUCAUCCUUCGAUGAAAACGACGAAUUUUCAAGGCGAAGAGAAUGUGAAUGUACCACAAUAGUGCGUCUUUUAAAGAACACACUAAGAUUCCCUUUGACAAUUAAAAUAUAGCGAGUUCCAUUUCGCAGUGGAAAUAAAAUGUUUAUCUCAUUAUUUUGCGAGUUUUUCAGCACACGUGAAACUUCCUGCGCGGGCUUACGAAAAGUGGAAUUUCACGAGUUUUAAGAUCCUCCACGUCGUUUUAUUGUCUCAGUGAUCGAUUUCGUUGCGAUCACGAAAAUACACAAAACGAAAGAGAAAACAAUAUCGUCGAGCCUAAGCGUGUUCGAACGAUCGUACGGCGUUCCAAACUUUUACUUAAUCGCAGAGCCAUCGCCUACGAAUACUUCUCGCGCGAAAGACUGAAAUUGCCUUUUACUUAGUUGUAAGUCGAUUUCAUGUGAUGAAAGAACACAAUUUGUAACAUCCAUCAAAUAAUCGAUAUUUCCCGCCAGUUAUUUCACGUUUGCUGACAUCCAAAGUUUAUUCUUUUCAAUUAAAUCCUCCCUUCAAAUCUCUCAUUUCAAUAACAUUACAUCCAGCACGAUUCCUUUUCCUUAAAUCUCUUAUUUUCCAUACGAAAAUCUCAUUUUUCGCACACGUCGUUCUUUUUUGCUCAACGAGCCUCCCCUCAUUGUUCCCUAGUAAGUUCGAUCAUGAAUGUCAAAGAAAAAAAAAAACAACAAAAAAAAACAACAAAAACAUAAACGAAGCACCUAUGUAUUCCUCACACUUACCAUUCGUGUCUCGUACUGUUUAGCUAUCUAAAGUAUCAAAGAUAAACAACAAGAAAAAGAAGAAGAAGAAGAAGAAGAAG
Messenger RNA from Venturia canescens, 7374 nucleotides. It is a transcript of the gene Crtc, whose product is annotated as CREB-regulated transcription coactivator 1-like. The coding region runs from base 1386 to 3386 and encodes 666 amino acids. The transcript has 15 exons. Gene Ontology annotation, biological process: positive regulation of transcription by RNA polymerase II; protein homotetramerization. Gene Ontology annotation, molecular function: cAMP response element binding protein binding. Gene Ontology annotation, cellular component: nucleus; cytoplasm. Lineage: Eukaryota; Metazoa; Arthropoda; Insecta; Hymenoptera; Ichneumonidae. The record is from RefSeq and is a predicted model, not a curated record.